AUGACGUCGCAACCAGAUAUGAACAGUCUUCUGCACAGCAUGCGUGCGCAGAUUCAGGCAUUGACAAGUCAGCUCGCUAAGAUUCAGGCUGCCCCAGCAGCGGAACCUACAGUUGAGCGAAAGUUCAACAAGAAAGUCGAGAUCAUUGCUGACCCCGGUGCUUUUGAAGGAGACCGGGCUCAAUUUGCCAAAUGGUGGAUCAAGCUCCAAAUUUGGAUCAAAGCAAACUGGGAUGUGUUUGCUGAUGAUUUUGAGAUAGCAACUGCCGAGUGCUACACUGUGAGAGUGUGGCCUACCUGGGAUGAUCUCAAAGUCAAGAUUGAAAAAUACUUCAGACCCCAAGCUGAGCAUGACUGGGCACAUCAGCAAAUCCGUACCUUCAAACAAGGAAACAUGAGGACGGACAACUUUGUUACCUGGUUCCUGGCCCUCUCCAUCCAAGGGGGUCUAGGAAAUGAACAUGUAGUAGAGUUGUUAAGGGGCAAUGUAUCACCGGCCAUUGCACGACAACUUUACAUACAAGAUAUGCGGAGCAAGAACCUUGCAGCAGCUGCUGAAGAGGUUCAAAAAAUUGGUAGGGCCAUAGAGCUCUACACUAUGCAGUUCGGUGGCGGGACCACCACCAAAAACAACUAUUCCCAGAGGAGCCCUGGUUCAUCAAACCAAAAACAAAAUCACUCUCAUGGGUUCCAACCAUUUGGGUUGCAACCAGGAUGGGGUGCUCCUAUGGAUAUCAGCGCGGUCCAGGGCGGACAAAAGUGCAGAUUCACCUGCUUCAGCUGUGGGCAGGAGGGGCACAUGGCCCGAGAUUGUACAAAUGGAGCGCGGGCCGCUCACCAAAAAAAUAACCAAGGACGCCAGGCGCGCCAAUUAGAAGCAGAGAAACUGUACGAUCGGCUCCAGACUCUAGCCAGUUGUUUGUACGACGAGAUCCGAGCUUUUUUCUAUGACCAACAUGUCAAUGAAAUGAAAGCUCAGGGAAAAGAGUGA
This is a messenger RNA of Serpula lacrymans var. lacrymans S7.9, 990 nucleotides long. RefSeq lists its product as uncharacterized. The transcript has 2 exons. Gene Ontology annotation, molecular function: nucleic acid binding; zinc ion binding. Lineage: Eukaryota; Fungi; Basidiomycota; Agaricomycetes; Boletales; Serpulaceae. The coding region runs from base 1 to 990 and encodes 329 amino acids. The record is from RefSeq and is a predicted model, not a curated record.